CACUCCGAGCCCCGUCCCGCCUUCUCCCUUCGCCAGCGCGGCGGCCGCGUCCAGGUGCGGACCCUCCAUACCGGAGCGCAAUGGCGUCCAACCCCGAACGGGGGUUGAUUCUGCUCACAGAACUGCAGGGGGACUCCCGAAGUCUUCCGUUUUCUGAGAAUGUGAGUGCUGUUCAAACAUUAGACUUUUCAGAUACGAUGCUGCAGCGGAAAUUGGACGAUAUCAAGGAUCGAAUUAAGAGAGAAAUAAGGAAAGAACUGAAAAUCAAAGAAGGAGCUGAAAAUCUGAGGAAAGUCACAACAGAUAAAAAAAGUUUGGCUCAUGUAGACAACAUUUUGAAAAAAUCAAAUAAAAAAUUAGAAGAACUACAUCACAAGCUGCAGGAAUUAAAUGCACAUAGUGUUGUAUCAGAUCCAGAAGAUAUUACGGAUUGCCCGAGGACUCCAGAUAUUCCAAAUAGUGACCCUCGUUGUUCUACUAGCAACAAUAGAUCGAAGGCUCCCUUCCCCAGCGGCGGCCGCGCCCAGGUGCGAAGUCCAUACCGGAGCGCGAUGGCGUCCAACCCCGAACGGGGGUUGAUUCUGCUCACAGAACUGCAGGGGGAUUCCCGAAGUCUUCCGUUUUCUGAGAAUGUGAGUGCUGUUCAAACAUUAGACUUUUCAGAUACGAUGCUGCAGCAGAAAUUGGACGAUAUCAAGGAUCGAAUUAAGAGAGAAAUAAGGAAAGAACUGAAAAUCAAAGAAGGAGCAGAAAAUCUGAGGAAAGUCACAACAGAUAAAAAAAGCUUGGCUUAUGUAGACAACAUUUUGAAAAAAUCAAGUAAAAAAUUAGAAGAACUACAUCACAAGCUGCAGGAAUUAAAUGCACAUAGUGUUGUAUCAGAUCCAGAAGAUAUUACGGAUUGCCCGAGGACUCCAGAUAUUCCAAAUAGUGACCUUCCUUGUUCUACUAGCAACAAUAGAUCGAAGGCUCCCUUCGCCAGCGGCGGCCGCGCCCAGGUGCGAAAUCCAUACCGGAGCGCGAUGGCGUCCAACCCCGAACGGGGGUUGAUUCUGCUCACAGAACUGCAGGGGGACUCCCGAAGUCUUCCGUUUUCUGAGAAUGUGAGUGCUGUUCAAACAUUAGACUUUUCAGAUACAAUGGUGCAGCAGAAAUUGGAUGAUAUCAAGGAUCGAAUUAAGAGAGAAAUAAGGAAAGAACUGACAAUCAAAGAAGGAGCUGAAAAUCUGAGGAAAGUCACAACAGAUAAAAAAAGCUUGGCUUAUGUAGACAACAUUUUGAAAAAAUCAAAUAAAAAAUUAGAAGAACUACACCACGAGCUGCAGGAAUUAAAUGCACAUAUUGUUGUAUCAGAUCCAGAAGAGGUUACCUUUUUUAAUCCAGUUAUUGAAAGAAGACCAAAACUUCAAAAACAAAAGAAAACUUUUUCAAAGCAACAAGGCAAAAGAUUUCUCAGAAUUCCUCAAAUGAAUAUUAAUAUUGCCACUUGGGGAAGGCCAGUAAGAAGAGUUAGUCCUACAGUAAAACAUUCUGGCACCUUCAGCCCUCAAGCUCCUGUGCCUACUACAGUGCCAGUGGUUGAAGUACACAUCCCUAAACUAGCACCUCCAGCUAGUGAUUCUACAGUAACCAAAUUGGACUUUGAUCUUGAGCCUGAACCUCCUCCAGCCCCACCACGAGCUUCUUCCCUUGGAGAAAUAGAUGAAUCUUCUGAAUUAAGAGUUUUGGAUACACCAGGACAGGAUUCAGAGACUGCUUUUGAUACUGAGAAUGACAGAAAUACUAUGCUUCCAAAAUCUCAAUCUGAAUACAAGCCUGAUACUCCUCAGUCAGGCCUAGAAUAUAGCGGUAUUCAAGAACUUGAGGAUAGAAGAUGUCAGCAAAGGUUUCAGUGUAAUCUACAAGAUUUCAGGUGUUAUGCUGUCUUGGGAAGAGGAAAUUUUGGAAAGGUGCUUUUAGCUGAAUAUAAACACACAAAUGAGAUGUUUGCUAUAAAAGCCUUAAAGAAAGGAGAUGUUGUGGCUCGACAUGAAGUAGACAGCCUGAUGUGUGAAAAAAGAAUUUUUGAAACUGUGAAUAGUGUAAGGCAUCCCUUUUUGGUGAACCUUUUUGCAUGUUUCCAAACCAAAGAGCAUGUUUGCUUUGUAAUGGAAUACGCUGCCGGUGGGGACUUAUUGAUGCACAUUAAUACUGGUGUCUUUUCUGAACCAAGAGCUGUAUUUUAUGCUGCUUGUAUAGUUCUUGGGUUGCAGUAUUUACAUGAACACAAAAUUGCUCAUAGAGAUUUGAAAUUGGAAAACUUAUUGCUAGAUACAGAGGGCUUUGUGAAAAUUGCUGAUUUUGGUCUUUGCAAACAAGGAAUGGGAUAUGGAGAUAGAACAAGCACAUUUUGUGGCAAUGCUGAAUGUCUUGCCCCAGAAGUAUUAACAGAAACUUCUUAUACAAGGGCUGUAGAUUGGUGGGGCCUUGGCGUGCUUAUAUAUGAAAUGCUUGUUGGUAAGCCUCCCUUUCCUGGUGAUGAUGAAGAGAAAGUUUUUGACAGUAUUGUAAAUGAUGAAGUAAGGUAUCCAAGGUCCUUAUCUACAGAAGCCACUUCUAUAAUGAGAAGGCUGUUAAGAAGAAAUCCUGAGUUGCGCCUUGGGGCUAGCGAGAAAGAUGCAGCAGAUGUAAAAAAGCACCCAUUUUUCCAGCUAAUUGAUUGGCGCGCUCUGAUGGACAAAAAAGUAAAGCCACCAUUUAUACCUGCCAUAAAAGGACGAGAAGAUGUCAGUCAUUUUUCUGAUGAAUUUACCUCAAAAGCACCUAUUCUGACUCCACCUCAAGAACCAAGGAUACUUUCGGAAGAGGAGCAGGAAAUGUUCAGAGAUUUUGACUACACUGCUGAUUGGUGUUAAGUUGCUGGACUCUGCGAAACCAAGCUGACUGACUCCCAAGAAGACCUCUUAAAAAUAGCAACCCUUCAUUUGCUCUCUGUGCCACCAAUAGCUUCUGAAUUUUGUUUUGUUUUUUUUUUUUCUUAAUUGAAACACGUGAAGAUUUGUUUAAAAGUACCAUUCUAACACUUCUUCAAAAGUGGCUUCUCAUUGUACUUCAGUGUAAAUAUGAGCACCGGGAACAGUUUCAUGGAGUUUAAGUUGAGUGAACAUCGGCCAUGAAAAUCCAUCACAAAUACUUUUGGAUCAAUAGUCUAUUUUAAAAAAGAAAGAAAAAACCCACUUUUUAAUAGUCCCUAGCUUUGCCAUAUGCCCGCCUUAAGUGGAAAGAAAAUUAAUCACUUAACUGUGUUUUACAAAAAGAAAAAAAGGGCUUGGAAUGCUAUCAUUGUUCACACAAAGUACGAUUCUGUUUGAAUAAGGCAAAUGCUCCUUUUUUUUAAAAAAGACGUUACUGUACUAUCAAAAAACACGGCAGUUUGUAUACAAUUUGAGGCUUGAUUUUUUUUAAAAAAAGAAUGAAUUGAUGUCUUAUUUUAUAAAUGUUCUAUAAUUAUUAGAAAACUUUAUAUUGCCUUUUUUAUCAACCAUGUAACAGAGGCUUAUAGCUUUCCAAUAGAGCUGCUUGCCAAACAAUUUUUUUUUGUUUAUUAAACAGUGCUGAAACAAACAAGAUCAGCAUUUACUUAAGAUGUUAAGAAUGAGGAUUUUUAAUUAGCUAAACCAAGGUAUUGUUACCUGCAUGCAUUCCCAAAGUCUAGAUGCUCAGUAUGUUCAGUCAUAUGUUCCAGAAUCAGUGAACUGAUCACCCCUUUUGUGAUAUUCACUCUACAUCUGCCAACCUAGUUCACCUUGGUUUCGUGUCUGCUGUAGAAGGGAACUAUAACUUGGUUAAACCGUAGGGAUUAUCAUUGUAUAGAUGCUGUGAGCAUGUAUAUGUGCAAGUUUUAAUGUAUUCUAUGUUGUAGGCUUAUUAUUUAAUUCUACCACUUCAUCACUUUUGUACAGUGGCCGAGCAGACACCUCAAACUCCAGCAUUUACAUUAAGUGCAUUUGUACAUUUUAGGCCACUGGAUCCAGAUUUUAUACUGGCAGUUAUUGAGGGCAAAGGCAAUAUGUUGUAACAGAAUGUAUAAAUAUUUUUGAUAAAACAGUCUAUAUUUUAUAAAAAACUGAAUUAUAACACUAAAGCUGUACCUCAAAAGUCUCAACAAAAUUUGAUGAAAUAUUUUAUACAACUCUUCAAAGGAUCCAUCUAUGGCUUUUUAUACUCUUCUAGGGUUGUCUUUUUGCAAACCAUGACUUUCCACUUGCCUGUAGUUUUUUGUUUGUUUUGGUUUGGUUUGAUUUUAUAUUUUUUUCUCCUAAUCUAUGACUUUAUUGUUUUUUCUUAGUUUAGUAAUAGCAUCUUUGAUCCUGUGCUUAGCAUGUUAGGGUCAUUAUACCUCAGGAAUAGCAAGCUGUUAAGUAACCAUACUGAAUUAACUAUUUAAUCACAGUGAGCUCAUCUCUUGAAAAUUGUUCAGGUGUAAAUCUUAUGAGAAACAUGAAAAAGCACACUGAUUUAUGGAGAGUUGAGCUAAAAACAUUUAUAAAUAUUUGCUGGGAUGUUUUAGCAACUUUUCAUUGUACUCUGAGAACAAUUAAAAUUGUCCAGAGAUCAUUUAUAUUACCUUCCAAAUUGUUUAUUACCCAAGAUCCUUUGGGAGAAAAUCUUAUAGAAAGGGGGAACAAUACGUGGCUUAAAGUUAUUUUAAAAUGCCAGUUAAUUUCCUUGGCAAAGGACAAUAGAGGAACUUAGCUUAAUUGUCUGGCUUUAAUUUAAACAGUGUUAAUACAACAUUAAAACACUAAAUACUUUUGAGGUACAGUCUGCUCACUUUUUCGGUUCUCAAAUAGCAAAGAAAGUAAUGUCUAAAAUAGGCUUUUGGCAUUAAAAACUGACAGCAUUUUGUAACUACACAGUGUACAGAAUUUUUUUUAAUUGAAGUCAAAUCACUAAAAAUAUUAGAAGGCAGGGUCUAUUUACACAAUUAAGCUGAAGAAAGCACUGAUUUUUUGUAGUUUAAAAUAUAUAUAUUUUAGACAGAUUUAAAAUUUUAAGCUUUAUAGAGUGUAAAUAUCUUUUGCUAUUACUGUAUGUGUAUGUGACAGCUCAAGCACUUCGUAAAGAAAUUUGGAUAUUUUAGAAUGGUACACUAUGCAUUCAAAUGAAAUGUGCCUUUCACUAUGUCAUUCUGAAAAAACAAAUGUUUUUUGUCAUAAAUUAUCACAAAUGCACAAAUUGAAGUCUAUAUAGAUUGAAAUUUGUAAAAAAAUAAAAAUAAAAAUAAAAAAUAAAUAAAAAAUGGCACUUUGAACAAUUCUCUUCUAGGGAGGGAUGGGGCCGGACAGUCCAUUUCUUACUUGAUAUCUACAGAUCAUUUGCAGAGGAAAAGUCUCAAAUCCCCUUGCACCACUGCACUCCAGCCUGAGUGACAUUGUAAGACUCUGUCUCAAAAAAGAAAAGAAAACACCCUUGAAAAGCAGCACCACGUUGCAUCUGCCUUGCACAGGAAGCUGGAAGGUUUGCACCGGGGUGAAAGUCACAGGCAGAAACUGCCCGCGGGGCUCGGGAGGGCUGGGAGCGAGCCCUCUGAGCCUGGCCACGCUGGCCCGCCACUGCCCUCUGCUGGCGGCUGCGGUCAUCACCACCGCCCGCAGCCGUCCCCGAAGUGCGCCGAGAGGCGCCAGGCUGGGCCAGCCUUGAAUUCUGUGUUUGCUUCUCCCGGUUUGAAGGCCACCUCCAGGAUUCGCAGAAAUCUGACAGCUGCUUGUGACUGUGCUGAAGAUGCCGAGAAUGCAGGCAGAGUCCGCCGGCCACGCGCUGCAGCAAACGCGCUGCAGCAAACGCGAGCCUCAGGGCCUUGAACCUGGAGCCGAGGCCUUGCCUGGGCUGUCCUGGCAGGGAGUCUCGUGCUGUGCCCCCCCCCCCCCCCGCUUCCUCAUUCCCCCACCCCACCCUCCUAACCCUUGUUGUGUUUCAUUUUCCCUUUUAGGAUGUGUGCUUCUUAUUUGGGAUUUUAUUAUUCUUGACCCCAGCCCUUUCUUUCCCUCCUUCUCUUAGUUCUUCUUUUGGUUAAGUUUAUGAUUUUUUUAAACCACAAUUCAUAAUGGUCACUGCAGUGGACGUUUAACUUCGAACACCCCUUUGUUCCUCCAAAGGCGAAAUUCCUCCUGCACCCUGCAUGGCCCAUUCAGGAGCGUCUGUGACCCAACCUCUCUGGCUCUGGGGAGAGGGCAAAGUGUGGCAUCCAGCCCUAGCCAGGCCAGCGAGGAGCCGCGUUCCUGCCACAGUGACUGUGGCUCCAGGAUCCAGGCUGGGCAGGAGGAUUCUUCAUGCUGGAGGAAUCCAUUCCUCUCGGUGGCCGAGCUGGGAAGAAAUGUCCCCAUGUGAAGACAUGGCCCUAGGAAGAGACGCUGGGGCUACAGCCAGGGCCACGGGGAGGGCAGCAGGGGAGGGUGAGUUCUGCUCUCCUGGCUCCUGCCUCACUCCUGCUUCUUUUUUCAGGAGCCACCAGCCCUCUCUCUGCCUGGAGUAGCAGGCCUGGGAUUUCUGUCACUUGCUUCCUUUGCCUGUCCCUGGCUCCUCUCUCUGCCGUCAUCACAUUUCUGGCCACCUUGCCCUCCUCCUCUGAGCUCACAGCUCCUGGCCUGGGUCCUGGCUGUGGAGGGCACCAGUUUAGAGCCACUAUAGAUGAAGGCUCCGGGCCGCAGUCCAGGCUUCUGAGCACUGGGCCUUAGCCGCCUGACUUUGCCCCUUUCCCCAAGGCCAAUCACCGGUGGCAAAUCUCACAAGCGACUUCGUGUUAAAAGUGAUGACUACCUACGUUUACCUCUCCCGAAGAGCUUACAUUUAGCUUAAAAAUUGUCUAUUAUGAAAAUAUUCGAAUGCACAAAACAGUGUGAUAACACGGGACAGGGCUCCGUCCUGGUUUCCCGUGUCUUCCUCCCCACACUGGAAUAUUUUUAAAGCAAAUACCAGACAUCCCAUCUGAAGUCAUAAAUACUUCUGUGCCUGUCUCUAGUACUGAGGGACUUUUAAAAGAACAUACUCUUGUUAUCACACCCAACAAAAUGAAUAUAACUAUUUCAUAUUAUUCAAUACCCAGUCCAUGUGGAGUUUUUGCUAGUUAUCUUUAAAAUGCCUCUGUGAAAUUCGUUUAUUUGAAUCAGCAUUCAGGCCAGGCAAGGUGGCUCACGCCUGUAAUUCCAGCACUUUGGGAGGCCAAGGCUGGCGGAUAUCUGGAGCCCAGGAGUUUGAGACCAGCCUGGGCAACAUGGUGAAACUCUGUCUCUACGUGAAAUACAAAAAUUAGCCGUGUGUGAUGGUGUGCACCUGUAGUACUAGCUGCUCAGGAGGCUGAGGCAGGAGAAUCGCUUGAGCCAGGGAGUUGAAGGUUGUGGUGAGCUGAGAUUGCACCACUGCACUCCAGCCUGAGUGACAGAGUAAGACUCUGUCUCAAAAAAGAAAAGAAAAAAAAAAAGAAUCAGCAUUCAAACAAAACCCAUGCAUUUUAUUUGAUUAUGUUUCUUGAGCGUCUUUUAACUGAUAAUGGUUCUCCUCCAUUUUAUUAAUUCUUGUCUAUUUAUUCAUGGAGGGAACUGGGUCAUCUGUCUGAAAACAUCCCAUAUUCUGGAUUAGGCUGAUUGUAUCCUCGUGGUGCCGUUAGCAUGUUCCUUAGUCUCCUGUAUUUCUUGCAGACUCCUCGUUUGAUCUACAGGUCUUAGAUUCAGGUACCAUGUGUCUUAGGCAAGAAUCCACUACACAUGGUGCCAUGUACCUGCUCUCGCAUCACACCAUGUGGCUCGUGGUGUCUGUUAAAGUGGAUUGGUGGGUUUAGAUGGUGUCAGCCUAAUCUAUCCACUGUGAAGGUUCCUAUCAACCUGCAUGUAAUGGUUUUAGCAACCACCGAUAAUCAUCACCUACAUCUGUUCCUUUUAGUCACAAAAUCCCUUCCCAGUAGAACUGUUCUCUGAAACAGGCAGGUUCUUUUAGGCAUGUCUAUUUGGCCUGUAUACCCCUUACAUUGAAGUGAGGGGGUGGAUCAGUUAUCUGUUUCGGUGUAACCGACAACCUCAAACCUCAAGUGGCUUAAACAAUAAUCAUAUAUUCAGCUCACAAAUCUGCCGUCUGGAUGGAGCAUGGAAGGGAAAGCUCCUCUCUGCUGGAUGCAGCACCAGCAAGGGCAGCUCAGAGGCUGGGGUAACCUGACACCAGAGGGCUGGAAGGAUCUGCAGGCAGUUGAUGCUGGCUGCUGGCUGAGACCUUAGCUGGGUUGUCAGCAGCUGCAUCCACCUGUGGCCUCGCCAU
Molecule: messenger RNA, 8286 nt
Organism: Symphalangus syndactylus (siamang)
Lineage: Eukaryota; Metazoa; Chordata; Mammalia; Primates; Hylobatidae
Product: serine/threonine-protein kinase N2-like
Biological process (GO): protein phosphorylation; signal transduction
Molecular function (GO): ATP binding; small GTPase binding; protein serine/threonine kinase activity
Source: RefSeq, a predicted model, not a curated record